This is a messenger RNA of Drosophila bipectinata, 1604 nucleotides long. Its product is annotated as trichohyalin. Lineage: Eukaryota; Metazoa; Arthropoda; Insecta; Diptera; Drosophilidae. The record is from RefSeq and is a predicted model, not a curated record.
CCAUUGCCUUUUGUUUCCUAUCGAACAGACAAACCUUUAGCUUAGAAACCCACAUAAUACUCCCAGUUUGCGAAGCAGUCAGUCACUAAAUUUUGGUUACUUUUUCGGGAACCCAAAUUUAAAAACCUUAAAUUCAAGUCUCUAAUUUCGUUAAAAAAUUUUCAUUUUGGAGAAAACAUUUGGAGAGCAAACGUAUCAAAAUUUAUUGUGCUGCACAAAAAGUUUUUCGAAAAGUGAAUUAACGUUUUUAGAGCAGGAUGAAUACGACGUUUAAGGUGGCCCGACCGCUGAGCCACUUCUGGUGGCUUGGUAGUCGAAGGACGAUUCAAUUGGUUCUGGGUUCCACCAGGGCCUUUAGCUUCCGGGGGUUGCCCCUGGGGGUGAGCGAGCAGAGGCGGCGGUAUGGCAAUCGUAUGACCAUUGACGAUGCCACCCAAGCCCACAUAAAUCGCUAUGGGAAACAGCUGAGCCGGAACCAGGCCCCGGAGGAUCCUUGGAAAGACAACAACGAGUACUCGGAGAACUUUAAGGAUCGCCUCGACGAAAUGGGCUUCGAGGCCCAUUGCAACGAUCGCCUAUACAUCGCCAAGAACAAGAAGAGGGAGGCCCAACGCGUGUACGAAGAAGAGCGGGCGGAACGACGUGAAAAGGCGCAGAAGCGGUUCCACGAUCACUUCGUGAGCCAGGAGCCAGAGCUACGCAGGCGUAGCAUCCACCAGGAUCCCAUUGAGCACCAGAAACGCCAGCUAGAAAUCAUCGAGAACAAUCGCCGCCGGUGGUUGUCCCGGACAGAGGCCCAGCGGGAGGCUCACAAACCGGGCAUCACCUACCACAUGGAUUCCAGAACGCUAGAGGAGAUGGAGCAGGAGAGUUUGGACAAGACACGGGGCCAGGUGGAGACACAGAAUUCGUUUCAGCCUCCAUCGAGCAGUCCCGAGUGGCGGAAAAAGCAGCAGGAAAACGAUGAAGAUCAGUAUUGGCACACCUGGAACAGCUGCCCCGCCUCCCGGGAGCCAGAGACCGACGAACAGGUGAGACCGCAUCUUCGCCGCAAGAAGGUGGCGGUCCACCCCCCCGCCUACCCCCGGGACAACCUACGCCGCGGAUUCCAUUCGCUGCCCUCUUUAAGCCUCAAGCCCCGGACCAUUCAUAUGCUACGCAAGCGCCGACCCUCUUCUCUGGAGAAGCAGUUCCACAAGUACGCGCGCAAGUAUCGGGACGCAUGGGCUCCGGAGCUGGGUGCCCAGAACCCUGUGCCUGUACCCAAUGCCCCAAUGGUGCCCAAAAAGAAGAAAGAGAAUGAGGAGAAGAAGCCCAAGCGUAAGGUACAGCGUCGCACCGUCCAGCCACCAGUGUUCCGGAUGACAGUCAAGAGUCGCCAACCCGUGGCGCGUCCUGCAGCGCCCGUGAGCAGCUACUCGGGCAGAAUUCGCCAGUGAUUAGGAAGAAGGACUUCGUCGUUCGAUUAGUGAGGCUUGGCGCAUUCGCCCGCAUUCAAGCUCAUUAACGAGGGCGGACUACAUAAGACGGCAAAAUUCUUGUUUUGAAAAGCUAAUCUAAAUAUAGAUGACUCCGGCUCCGCAAGGGGCGUUAGUAUUAUCGUA